AUGUGGCCCGUGUCCUCCGUGUUGCCAGCUCGUGGAACCCCACCCCCUCCGUAUUCGACUCAGCCACCUGUGAAUGGCAAUGUGUCCGUUCCUCCAUCAAUUUCUGUGGCAUCCAUGGCUGGUGUGGUGGAAGUUGAUUUAGAGCGUCAGGCAGGUUGGCCUGUGGAGGUCACUAACGCUGUGCAGUAUCUAGUGCAGAGAGAUUGGGGAUUGGCUUGGAAGAAUUGUGUGAGGGCCUAUGUACAUUUCGAGCAGGUGUCUGGAUUCCCUGAUGAUGUCGCACAUUUUUCCACCCGCUCACGACCUAUGGAGGUAGGUCGCUGGAUAAGUUACCACUGCAAGCUCGCCGAUUGGCCAAUCAAGUCAGCCUCCGAUUUCGGUCAACAGUGGUGGGUAUGGUGGACAGAAAUACAGCCGGAAGCUCGACUCCUAGACGAACGGUCACGCCCCUUACGCACGGAGGGAGGAGUGGAGUGGGCUGCGCUGACCGAGAAGAGUAGCACGGUAGCCAUUGCCAAUUGGGAUGACGCCGUUGCAGAUGUUGCAUGGACCUUUGAUGAAAUCUCGAAGGCCCCUGGGUUGCAGCGAGAGUGGCCUAGCAGGGGAGAGCCUGCUGAUAGUUCAAACAAGAAGCGCAAGAAUAUUUCGAUGUCCACUGCCGCUGCGAAAAAGCGCUGA
Sparassis crispa is the source of this 678-nucleotide messenger RNA. RefSeq lists its product as hypothetical. The transcript has 4 exons. Bases 1 to 678 code for a protein of 225 amino acids. Lineage: Eukaryota; Fungi; Basidiomycota; Agaricomycetes; Polyporales; Sparassidaceae. The record is from RefSeq and is a predicted model, not a curated record.